GAGUAAUCACUACAGCCUACUCUCUCUCAUCCGGGUCUUCUCUUCCUCUUCUGCGCUUUUACUGUUUGUUUCGCGCAGACCUGCGGCGGCUCUCAGCCUUAACAACAGCAACAAAAACAACACAAAUGCACUCAUGUGAAGCGGAGCCGCGGCCGCAGGAGCCGUGAUUCAGAGCGCAGCUCCAUCUCUCUCUGCUGCACCUUUGAUUUUUCUUUAUUUCUCAGACUUUCCUGGAGGCACCGGGAGGAUGUUCGCGCUCCAGCUCAACAAGUCUCUCUUAUUUUGCACGCAUUAACUGUUGAUGGCUGCGGAAUGGAGAUAGCCUUGGUGAGUUUUGAGAACGGCGGCGCUAAAGGGAGCGGUGGAGGUGGCGGUGGUGGAGGCAACAAUGCCGAAGAGAGCUGCCGGAACGCGCUGGAUGUCCCACAGCCGGGCUUCGUUCAAAGUGGACUCGGAGAGGACUACAGUAAGGAGCUGAACACCCGGGGCAGCCCUCAGCCGCCGCACCACAGUCCCUGGAAGAUCAACGACAUGAACAACACUUUCAGCUGCAGCGAGAACGCCAUGGAUGCGCUUUUACGCGCGGACCACAGUCCCCAUCUGUUCGACGAGGACAUGCUGGACAUGGACAUGGACACGGAGAGCAACGAGAGGGUGCUGAUCAACAUAGCCGGGCUGAGGUACGAGACUCAGCUGGGCACCCUGAACCAGUUUCCUGACACUUUAUUGGGAGACCCCGCCAAGAGGAUCAAGUACUUCGACCCGCUACGGAACGAGUACUUCUUCGACCGCAACCGGCCGAGUUUCGACGGGAUUCUGUAUUUUUAUCAAUCGGGGGGGAAGAUCCGGAGACCUGUCAAUGUGUCAAUAGAUGUGUUCGCGGAUGAGAUCAGAUUUUAUCAGCUGGGGGAGGAGGCCAUGGAUAGGUUCCGCGAGGAUGAGGGGUUUAUAAAAGAGGAAGAGAAGCCGCUGCCUCAGAACGAGUUCCAGAAGCAGGUCUGGCUCAUAUUCGAGUAUCCGGAGAGUUCCAGUCCGGCCCGGGGCAUCGCCAUCGUGUCCGUGAUCGUCAUCACCAUAUCCAUCAUCACCUUCUGCCUGGAGACGCUGCCGGAGUUCAGGGACGAGAGGGAGCUGGCGGUCACCAGCCGGCUGGACAACAGCACCGCGCCCCGGCCGUCCCUCACCUUCACCGACCCCUUCUUCAUCAUAGAGACCACGUGCGUCAUCUGGUUCACCUUCGAGCUCAUCGUGCGCUUCUUCGCGUGCCCCAGCAAGUCGGAGUUCUCCAAGACCAUCAUGGACAUGGACACGGAGAGCAACGAGAGGGUGCUGAUCAACAUAGCCGGGCUGAGGUACGAGACUCAGCUGGGCACCCUGAACCAGUUUCCUGACACUUUAUUGGGAGACCCCGCCAAGAGGAUCAAGUACUUCGACCCGCUACGGAACGAGUACUUCUUCGACCGCAACCGGCCGAGUUUCGACGGGAUUCUGUAUUUUUAUCAAUCGGGGGGGAAGAUCCGGAGACCUGUCAAUGUGUCAAUAGAUGUGUUCGCGGAUGAGAUCAGAUUUUAUCAGCUGGGGGAGGAGGCCAUGGAUAGGUUCCGCGAGGAUGAGGGGUUUAUAAAAGAGGAAGAGAAGCCGCUGCCUCAGAACGAGUUCCAGAAGCAGGUCUGGCUCAUAUUCGAGUAUCCGGAGAGUUCCAGUCCGGCCCGGGGCAUCGCCAUCGUGUCCGUGAUCGUCAUCACCAUAUCCAUCAUCACCUUCUGCCUGGAGACGCUACCGGAGUUCAGGGACGAGAGGGAGCUGGCGGUCACCAGCCGGCUGGACAACAGCACCGCGCCCCGGCCGUCCCUCACCUUCACCGACCCCUUCUUCAUCAUAGAGACCACGUGCGUCAUCUGGUUCACCUUCGAGCUCAUCGUGCGCUUCUUCGCGUGCCCCAGCAAGUCGGAGUUCUCCAAGACCAUCAUGAACAUCAUCGACAUCAUGUCCAUCAUGCCUUACUUCAUCACCGUGGGCACGGAGCUGGCGGAGCAGCAGGGUCAGGAGCACCAGAACGGCCAGCAGGCCAUGUCGCUGGCCAUCCUGAGGGUCAUCCGCCUGGUUCGGGUCUUCCGGAUCUUCAAACUGUCCAGGCACUCCAAAGGUCUGCAGAUCCUGGGGCAGACGCUGAAAGCCAGCAUGCGCGAGCUCGGCCUGCUCAUCUUCUUCCUCUUCAUCGGAGUCAUCCUCUUCUCCAGCGCCGUGUACUUUGCCGAAGCGGACGAGCCGGAGUCCCACUUCUCCAGCAUCCCAGAUGCCUUCUGGUGGGCCGUGGUCACCAUGACAACCGUCGGUUACGGUGACAUGAGGCCCGUGACGGUCGGGGGGAAGAUCGUGGGCUCCCUGUGCGCAAUCGCCGGCGUGCUGACUAUCGCGCUCCCGGUCCCCGUCAUCGUGUCCAACUUCAACUACUUCUACCACCGGGAGACGGACCAGGAUCAAUCCUCCCUGAAGGACGAGCCCAACAGCGGCAGAGAGAGCCCCGAGCUGAAGCGCAAAGGGAGCAAAACGUCAGUGAAAUCUCAGGACGUGGAGAACAACGAGGCGGGCGCUUCGGUGGAGAAAACGAACAUCAAAGCGAACAGCAGCAUGGACUUCAAGAGAUCCCUUUACGCGUUCUGCUUGGACACGCGAGAGACGGACCUGUAGCCCUGCACACACACACCCUGGCUUAAAACAUAAAUAGUUGUGUAGAAUAAACCCCCAUUAAUGGGCUCUUAAGUCUUUGCACGGUGCAGUUGGAGGAUCAACACAUUGCAAUCCUGAAAAGUUUUAAGAGGGUUGGUUUAUAAAAAGCACACUUUAAUCUCCAUCAUCUGGGAAGCACAUCAGUUAAAACUGCGGAGUUAUGAACGCCCCGCGGAGCAUGUGAUGCAACACAGGGGCCCUUUAAUAAAGCAGGAACACCUACAGAGCGUCAAAUCUAACUCAUGGAUCAAUUAGAGGGAAACGGGACAUCAGAUGCUGCAGAUAAUCAAGGACAAGCAGGACUUGGAAUAAUUACUUGACACAGUGACGAGGAUUAACGGGACCAACCAGACUGUGUACAUAAUGCAGGAAGCAGAACACAUGCAGUAGUGCAACAGAAAAAAGGCAAAAAUAAUUUCCCUACAUUUAUGUUUAUUCUGAAAAGUUGUGUACAUAUUCCCCACAGGCUGCCCUUUAUGGGGUUGCUCUUAUUGUAGAUAAUUUGGAGGAAAAAAACACAUAUAUUUUUGAGAUGCAGACACCUGUUUUCCUUCACUCAGGUGAGAGAGAGGACCUCAGCCUUGAACUUUUUAAAAUAAAGAACAUUUUGGAUUUUUUUUAAACUGAGGGAACAACAGCCAAGAAAAGAGGACAGAGCAGAAACAUCUGGAGAGAUCGAGCGUCAGUGACACCAGAGAGUUGAAGCCCUGCCCUCCGACCAUCAGGAGAGUCGAUCCGACCGCAGAAAUCCCCUCCAUCAGGAAACGCAAACAACGGAAAACCUGCUGCUGCACUUGAAAAUCAGCAUCAUCCACCCUUUUUAGAACUCUGUGCCUUCAACCAAAACUCACCAGUGAUACUUCUGAAGCUUUUCUUCUUCAUCUUUUCUUUGGAGCAGGACUCAGAGGACAUAUCUGCCUGAUGAAGGAGGGCCUGGGAUCGUGCUGCUGUCGCUCUGCAGAAAAAAUAACAAUCGAACCCAUCAGGACAUGCAACGAUCAUUUUAACAUCCCACGUCUUCUUUUUUAUCUACAAAUCGUGUCAGUGAUACACUUCAUAUCUGAAGAAAUCCCUUGCUGUGCAAUAUCAUCGAUAUUUAUGUGAAGUUGUCGUGUGGAUGUAGACUUUGGGCGAACUUUUCGGUUUAUUUUUGUAAUGAUGUUCUCCUGAUUUCUAUUUUUCUAAAACGGUGUAAGACAGAUGAGAGGAUACGAACAAACACAUUUUAAUGGAGAGGCGGCGCUCGGCUGUUGGAAAAGAGGAAGUUUAGUUUUCCUUAAAUGCUCCCCUUCCUGCUGUGACCAGGGCCAAAGCCAUAGCCUAUCUCAGAUAACAACGGACCAAACAUUUCAAACACACCAGGGUCCCGAGCAGCAGGACGCAUUCAGGGUCUCACAGUUUGGGCCGCCGGCGCCUCACGUCAGCUCAUCUUAGCUGUUUCCUGCUCGUUCGGGAGCUUGGAUCCGAAGUAUUUAGUAUUCUCUACCUUUGUGUGGCCUGUUCUUCUAGCUGUUAUUUUGUACUUCCUCCUACAUAUCAGUCAAACAACUUUAAGUGGCAUGAUUACGUGUGCCUGUAGAGAGAAACAUGAAUGAGUGUGUUCUCCACAAAUGAGACAGAAACUACUGUAAACUCUCAAAUACGUCACAAAACGAUGGCUGUGGAACAAAAACGAGAAACGGGGAAAAAAAACGUUGAUUAGUUAAUGUUAACCAUUUUUAAUGGCCGCUGAUACACAACACAACCACCCACUCACUGUACUGUGACUGGGUGUAAUUUUCAGUAAUUUUCUUAUGAGGUUUAUGAUCAAUGAAAAAAUCAUAUUAACAACAGAUUUGACCUGACAGGUUGGUCCAUCCGUGGAUCCUCGUGUGGUUCCUCUAGAGUCCAAGUAAACCUGUCUGAAGCUCUGACCCCGCCCUAAAAGCUCAGUAAAGUCUGUUCUCGUCCCUCAGACGCUUCAUAAAUGUGAUGAUUAAUCUGAAACAGCUCUGGGUUUCAGGCCUGCGUCAGGUGUGAGGUGUCACUGAGAGGUAACAGCCACGUUUGACAUGUGCAAAGUCUUCGUGAGGAGGAAGUGAUGGAGGCACUGCCCCGGAUUACCAGCACAGUACUGCAUGCUCAUUGGCUACAAACUUGUUCUGUUUGCCUCCAGUUUUGACCAAGAGCAUCAAAAUGAACAUAAUGCUGCAUUCAGUAGGAUUUCAAACUAACGAUGAAGACCGUGAACUCAUCAGUGAGAUGCUGAGCCGAGACUUCCUCACUGAGCCAGAAGCUGCAUCUCUCUAUAAAGCAUCUGUUUAUGGAGGUGAUGAGGAACAGCCUGAGAGCUCUUAGACAGAGAGCACGUCUCAGUGUUUCCACUUAAAGCUCAUUACAGAGAAAUUCUGCUGUGAUGGAUCGAGGAAACUCGUCAGCCGGCUCCUAACGAUGGUGACGUCUUUGUCAGUCAGAGGGUUGUAAACCUGAGGACGAGUCAGACCUCUGUGUCACAUUCAGCUCCCUGGAUAAACUCUCAUUAGUCAUUUUUGAUGACUUGCACCAUGCUGCAAAAACACAGUGAGAAGGCCCAAAGUUACGCCCGAUCAGGGAGCUGCAAACCUGAGCAAAUGUCUAAAAAUCGAGAUUAUUUCCAUUUGAAAAACGCAUUCCUGGGUUUGAGUGUUGUGUUCACGCAGGCUAAAUUAAAGCUGGAGUCAGAUGCAGACUGUGGUGUAGUUCACAAAGAUGAUGAGGAGGAAAAAACAGGAGUUAAAGGGGAAACCUGCAGCCGUUCCCAACAAACUGCAGUUUAAUGCUAAUGUUUAUUUAGUCUUUAAAGCUUUGCUCACUUUGACUCUCACACAACCACACGUUAAAAACGAGGUAACGUUCCACGUUUUCACCGUUGUCCAGCGUGUUUGUCCUCAGCUGGUCCUCAGCUGGUCCUCAGGUGUGCAGCAGAUGACUUCAUGUUCCAGCCCGGACACAAAAACAGGCGUUCACAUUCACGCCUUUCAUAAAGCCCAUCGCCCUGAAAUUAGGCGGAGCAGGUGUUUCACUCCGUGCUGCCACACCAGGUUCCAGGUUUGAGUCCCAUCUCUGAAUGUGGCCCUGCCUGAAACUUGGACACUAAGUUUGACCAAAUUUGGAUUUAUUUCUGAUUUUCAUGUUUGUGACGUUAAACUGAGACAAAGAAGUUCUGAAGCUGAGGUAAACCAGCUGUUUCCACAGCUGGAACGAAGUGACGUCGCUCAUUAAUGACUCAGAUGUGCACACCUGAGUACCUGCUGCACUGACGUCUAAUUAAUGGGAGGCUUUUACUGUGAAACAACCACGAGUUAACAGAGAUGAGGAAGUGGGAGAAACGCGGUUUGAGAGUUUACAGUACUUCCUGCUUUACUGUCUCAGCCCUGCUCUCUGCAGCUGUGAACCGUGAACCCUCCAAGCUGCUAACCUGUACUGUGCUCCUCACUGAUGUCCAGCCUUACCUGAAGUCCUACAAACAUCCUGCAUUAGUCUCCUAAUACCUCACUCUCACACACACACACACACACACACACACACACACUCGGUUAGAUCUGUGAGCGCGUCACCUGAUCCAGUUUGUGCCUCUCAGGGACUCUUCGUUCUCCGACCUGUUUCACAUGGUGUUUCUUUAUAGCGGACAGGUGGGGGCGUUACCACAGGUGGUGCAGUAUAUGACCAAAAGUACGUGGACAGCAAACGUCACACAAUCCAGCAGGUGUAAAGGUGUGCAGCCAAAGAGCUGGUACAGAUACCUGUGCUGUGAACUCUGACUGCACUCGCUCCAGUUUUUUAUUCUUUACGCUGACACGACCUCGCUGACAUCAUCAGCGCUCGUUACCUUCGGUGAUAACUCAUCUCCAGACAUCGUUACCAUAGCAACUGGACACCCUUGGAGACCUGCCUGUUGAGGGUCUGUCUGUGCACGAGAGGAACUCUGAGGUUCAGGUGUGAUUGGUCCAGAUCUAAGUGCAUAGUGAUUGGUCUAUAAAAUAUGGACGUAGCCACUGUGACAUCACUGAUUGGUUCCUGAGCUCAGAGAUCAGCUGAGCAGGAAGCUCAUUUCCUCAUAGAUUUCUAUACAAUCACACUUAGGUGGAGUCGCCCCCUGCUGGUCAUUAGAAACAGUGCAGGUUUAAGGAUUCACCUUCCAGACCUGAAGCUGCGUCCACCUUUUACACUCUCUGCGACACUGACGCAGUAUUUCUGAUUAUUUUAGCGACUAAAAUGACAGAUUGGUUCUUUGAGUUUCUCGUACCUUUACAGUGUCCUGUACCUGUGACAGAUGUUCUCAAAGGUUCUCGUGUCAUUAAUCAUGGUUUGUAUGCAGGGUGUGAACCCAAAGUAUCUCAGCUGUUAGCCAUGGUGCACUGUACAGCAUCACGAUGCAGUGAUUAAAAAAUUACAAUCAAUUGAAAGCCAUCUUCUUCCCACACCAGUGACUGCACAAA
Archocentrus centrarchus (flier cichlid) is the source of this 7187-nucleotide messenger RNA. Its product is annotated as potassium voltage-gated channel subfamily A member 1. Gene Ontology annotation, cellular component: membrane; voltage-gated potassium channel complex; intercalated disc. Lineage: Eukaryota; Metazoa; Chordata; Actinopteri; Cichliformes; Cichlidae. Gene Ontology annotation, biological process: potassium ion transmembrane transport; protein homooligomerization; action potential. The transcript is spliced from 3 exons. Gene Ontology annotation, molecular function: protein binding; delayed rectifier potassium channel activity. The record is from RefSeq and is a predicted model, not a curated record. The coding region runs from base 313 to 2691 and encodes 792 amino acids.